ACACUCUAGCAAAGCCACAGUUCGGUGGUCACGUGACCAGUCAGCUGAUCUUCAGCACAUCCGCCUGACCAGCUUCUGUUUACAAAUCGGCAGAGAGUCCAACAGCAGAAUGAGGAUUCUGCCAUGAUCUUGACAGAAACAUCCCUUUGCUUCUUCUGAGUCUUGACUGAGAAGAAUCACAAGGCUCCCACAGUUCAUCUGGGUCACGGUCAUGCAGCACCUCAAUUUUGAGACCUGUCACCCACUCCAGACUGACGAGCAGCAGGAGACGGGCUUUGAUCCGCUCCACGCGUUCAACAAGAACUGCAGCAGAGGAUCUCUUGACAGCAGCACUUCCUCACAGUCUCAGUCAACUUUCCUCUCUUACAAGAAAGAAUGGAAUGACUUGUUCCUCCACAGUAAUUACCUGGCCAGGAUCCGGCAGGCCGGCAUCAGUGGCCGACUGAGGAGCAGCCGCUUUCGGAGCGUCUGCUGGAAGUUGUACCUUGAGGUUCUUCCAGAAGAUAAGGGGCAGUGGAUCAACAAGACCAAUGAGCUUCGGGCGCAGUAUGAGAAGAUCAAAGAGAUGCACAUCACUAAUCCCCGGAAGGCUGCCGGCCAGCAGGAUCUGGUGGUCAACAAUCCUCUGUCCCAGGAUGAGGGGAGUCUGUGGAACAAGUUCUUCCAGGAUAAAGAGCUGAAGGGGAUGAUCAAGCAGGACGUGUUUAGAACAUUCCCUGAGAUCCGAUACUUCCAGGACGAUGAUGUCAGGACCAAACUGACAGAUAUUCUCUUCUGCUAUGCCAGAGAAAACGAGCAGUUACUGUAUAAACAGGGCAUGCACGAGCUGCUGGCCCCCAUAGUAUUUGUAUUACACUGUGACCAUCAAACCUUCCAGCACGCCAGUGAGACCGCCAGCCCCAGUGAGGAGAUGAAAUGCCUGUUAAACCCAAUGUACCUUGAGCAUGAUGCCUACGCCAUGUUUUCCCACCUGAUGGAGACGGCAGAGCCAUGGUUCUCCAGCUUUGAGAGGGAAGUGAGAAAGGGUAAGGAAGAAAUGCUGUCCAGCAUCCCGUUCGCUCGGCCCCAAGACGCUGGACCUUCUGUCGCCAUAGUGACCAAAGUUAACCGCAUCCAGGACCAGCUGGUGAAAAAGCACGACACAGAGCUGCACAUGCACCUCAACCGAUUGGAGAUCGCCCCACAGAUUUAUGGCAUUCGGUGGGUUCGUCUGCUGUUCGGUCGAGAGUUUCCACUUCAGGAUCUUCUGGUGGUGUGGGAUGCUUUGUUUGCCGAUAGCAUAACUCUGGAUCUGGUGGACUACGUCUUUGUGGCCAUGCUGCUCUACAUACGAAACGCUUUAACUGCUAAUAACUUCCAGACCUGCUUGGGGCUUCUGAUGCACUACCCUCCAGUAGAAGACAUUAACGCGUUGCUGCAAAAGGCACUUUUCCUCAGAGAUCCCAAAAACAAUCAGCGGCCGGUGAACUACCAGUUCCAGCAGAACCUGGACUACUACAAAACAAGAGGCUCUGAUCUGAUGAACAAAACCAGAUCAAGUUCCAGUGCAAAAGCUCCUCUCAACAUCAACAAGGUGUCCAGCAGCCUGCUGAACUUAGGCAGGAAGCUCAUCUCUCCAGCCAUGUCCACGGGCAUCUCCCCCAUCAACAGCGAGGUCCACUCCUCAUCCUCCUCCUCUGUGUCGCCUGCGUCGGCGCUCCCGCCGGCGCUCCCCCACCCUCUGGCCGAGCCACCCGCCCUGACGCCGACACAGAGCGCGCCCCAGGGUCAGAACUACCGCCUGCUCAAGUCGGAAAGCAUGCCGGUGCACCUCAGCAAAGAUGGAGUUUCAGGUGGAGUGUCUCAGGGCUCUCUCCCCGCACAAGCUUACUCUGACACGCAAGGCCAAAAUCCGAUGGCGAUAAGCUCCUCCCCCAGCAUAGAAAGUCUCUCUGGUGGGCGUGGUCAAUCUACCGCCUCCCCUCCAUUACCUCCGUCCAGAGGGAGUGAUGUCAGCACCUCGUCUCCCCCGCUUUCCGCCACCAAGAAGGAUUCUUUCUUCAACAUCACUCGCUCCCGCUCCCACAGCAAAACCAUGGGCAGGAAGGAGACGCAGGACGAGGACUUUGAAGCCCAAAUAUCGUUUCUUCAAGGCCAAAUUAAUGAUCUCGAAGCCAUGAGCAAGUACUGUGCCAAGAUGAUGAAUUCACACAUCUGUAAAAUCCAGGAGGUCAUCCUUCAAGAACACCUGCAGAGAGAGGAUGAAGUCCUGGUUUCACUGGCUGGACUCAAGCAGAUCAAAGACAUCCUGAAGGGGGCGCUGCGCUUCAACCAGAGCCAGCUGGAGGCUGAGGAGAACGACGAGAUCACCAUCGCUGACGACCACUAUACGUCUACCGCAGCAGCGGCAGAAACUGCUCUGAACACUAUCAACUAUCACAGCCAGCAGCAGCAGCAGGGAGGCGACGAGGGGGGGAGCCCAAACUCCCUCCUGGAUCAGGGCGUAGGCGCGGAGGAGCCAACCCCGCCGGAACAGCAGGUGGCUCAGGAGGGUAAGAACUGGGACGACUACAUCCUGGUGUCUCAGGAUGGAGAUCUGCAGGCGGAAGGCGGAGGGAAGGCUGCAUCCGAACGCUCUCCUUCCAUCAGGCGAGAGCGCGGUACGGUGCGGAUAGAGCCCGAGGGGGCGUCCGGGACUUUUCACGACCCCCUGAUGGCGGGCACCACCUCCGGGUCCUCCAGCCCGGACGAGGGCUCCACCCACAGCAAGGACUCCGACUUCAGCAUAGUCAACCCCAACGACCUGUGAGGAGUGAGAGCGCCCGUGGCGUUGGAUCCUGUCACGGAGGUUUGGGUGGAGCUCCUCCAAAACUGUCAGCCUUUAAAGAUUGCACAUACGGACUGUGACGCGUGGUCACAAAAACCUACUGUCUUUAACUGUGUCACUUCAGUCCUGUUUGAGCUGAUGCUGUAUGCUUUCUCAUCUAUGUAAUGCCUGCCUCAUCCUAAUGCCGGGACUCGCCGGCAUCCUUUAACCCGACAUGUCUGCCGUAGUUCCCUGCUCUGCAGACAGAUGCCACCACUGCGAGUUUGCUUCAGGGAAGGCCUCUUACUGUAGGGAUCUGGAAUGUGAUCGGAAGUGUGGAGAUCUUUCUUCUUCAUUUAUUAAAGAGCCAUCGUGUCCGGCUGUCACCUUCAGCGUCCUUCAAAACCAGUGCCUCUAAGUCAACAAACCCCGAAUUCUGUGAUCUUAUUUCUGUUAGCGGUUUCAUUUUAAGAGAAUCAUGUUUUUAACUUCUAUGACCUUAAUUAACCAGACAGGAACGAUUAAACUGAGGAGUAACUGUUUUAGUUUGUGGACAUUUUAAUGUGAUCAUUUCCUCCUCACCUUGAACGGAAGUUGUCAUUUUCGUGGAAACUGAUGCGAGGCGGUGCUCAACGAAUGUUCUUCUAGCUGUUCAUUUAGCUUAAAUAAUCCUAGAUCAAUAAAACUUCAUUGCUCCUGAUA
Molecule: messenger RNA, 3487 nt
Organism: Oryzias melastigma (Indian medaka)
Lineage: Eukaryota; Metazoa; Chordata; Actinopteri; Beloniformes; Adrianichthyidae
Gene: tbc1d5
Product: TBC1 domain family, member 5
Exons: 23
Coding region: 212-2788 (858 amino acids)
Biological process (GO): activation of GTPase activity
Molecular function (GO): GTPase activator activity
Source: RefSeq, a predicted model, not a curated record